AUGCUGGCUCAGAUCGCGAUGACCACCAGCGGAAGAUCUCUGUCGCCGUCCACGCCCCUCUAUGCAGCAGCGGAGCCACUAUCAUCACGCAUCGAGACAACUCCAAAGCAACCGAGAAACACCGACGCAGCUACGCGUUUCGAACAUGAGCCGCCGCACAAGCCCGCGCAAGAAGCCGGCGCCAACACGCCAUUCUCUCCGACCGGCACCACACGGCAGCCUGCAACCCCCACUGUUCGCAACUUUUCCCUCACGUCCGCCACUAAGUUCCAUUUUUUUAAUCUCCGACAUGUAUGGAUUGUCAAGGCCUGCGAGCUGUGA
Molecule: messenger RNA, 321 nt
Organism: Vicia faba (fava bean)
Lineage: Eukaryota; Viridiplantae; Streptophyta; Magnoliopsida; Fabales; Fabaceae
Source: the annotation of a GenBank genome assembly